Carica papaya (papaya) is the source of this 4583-nucleotide messenger RNA. RefSeq names its product Dof-type zinc finger DNA-binding family protein. Lineage: Eukaryota; Viridiplantae; Streptophyta; Magnoliopsida; Brassicales; Caricaceae. Gene Ontology annotation, biological process: regulation of DNA-templated transcription. Gene Ontology annotation, molecular function: DNA-binding transcription factor activity; DNA binding. The record is from RefSeq and is a predicted model, not a curated record.
AUAAACACUACCUCAAAAAUCUUACUUACCUGUUUUUGUCAACUAAUCAAAGUAAAACCGUAGAGAUGCUCAGAGAUUCUUACAAUGAUCAAAUGUUUGAGUUGUACUGCAGUAAUGGUAGGGCCAUGGAGGUCGCACCCAAUUGCCCACGCUGCUCUUCUUCCAACACCAAGUUCUGUUAUUACAAUAACUACAGCUUGUCUCAGCCUAGGUACCUCUGCAAAGCCUGUAGACGGUAUUGGACCAAAGGUGGUUCGCUAAGAAACGUUCCUGUUGGCGGUGGCUGUCGAAAGAAUCGGACUCGAACCAAGUCACGUCUUCCACCCAAUUAUGGCAAGCCGAACGAGCCAUUUGGGACUAGGAAGAGUAGCCCUUCUCAGCACACUGGCUCCGAGUCCAACAUUGACCUAGCAGUUGUGUUUGCCAGGUUCUUGAAUGACCAAAAUGAGGCUGAUCGGUUUGUGGGUCAAGAGGCUAAUGCAGGUACUUAUCGUAGUGGGUGUUAUCCGCCGGAAAGACUUGGACCUGAAGAGACGAGUUUGUCUGAUCAGAUUGUUGGUGAUGGAGGUGAUGGAAAGCAAGGGGAAGAGGAAGAGAGGAGUUUGUUUGGGUUGGUGAAUGAUGAAUUGGUGAUACAGAGUAGAAGUAUUAGUGAUUAUAAUAUAUGGCCUGAAGAUGAUGAUGCUGCAAUAAACAUGCCAAGCUUCUCAUGGCAGUUGCAGGAUUUCUCUCUACUUCAUGAUCACUUCAACAAUGACAAUUGGAAUUCCUUCGAUCUAUCCGGAUUUUAGCUUUUUGAUUCUCAUAUUCCAAAAAUUUUCUAUAUAUAAUACUUGAUUAUUAUCUUCUACUGUUACAAUAUACUCCAUGGCACAAGGCUUAUUUAUAAAGAUCAUACAAUUAUUAUUAUUUUUUUUUUUUGUAGUCGGAGUUAUUUUCUUUCAUUUUACACAAUUAGGCGAGUAUGAGUUACAGACGAGAGAUAUCAAUUAUUAAAAAGAAAUAAAACUGGGAAUGCAUUAGAUUGCGGGUUCCAUAACGUGUAGAUCGUUGACUUGGUCAACCCCUUUGAAGUGUUUCAGUGGCUACUGAAUAAAAUAUUGGUUACCAGAACACGGGUUCGAGCAACAGUUAAAACUCGUCUUCCAUUCUCUCUGCCUCAAUCCCCUGGUUCAUUCUGCUUCCUUCUCCUCCGACUUCGAGGGUUUCAACCUCUAUAAUAAAACCACGAUUCAAGCAAAUAUUUUCGGUUCGUCGUCUGUUGCUACAUCGUCGAUCGUUGCUCAUAUUUCGCGAUUAGGUUUGCUGCUGGGUUCUUUGAUCCUCUGUUUCGUUCUGCUUCCGACCCCUUCGAAUCCAAGGGUUUCAGCCUCUGAAACAAGAACUGAGUCACGCUGAUAUUUUUGUUCAUCGUCUGUCGCGACAUUUUCCAUCUUCGCUCAUUUUUCUUAUCAAUUUUUGGCGCUUACGCUUGCUGCUGGGUUUUCGUUGCUUCUGGUGUUGCUAGCCGCUAAAGCUUCCAUUUAACCCUGACAUAGAUAUGUUUCCUCCUUUUCAUCAUCAAUAUUUAAUUAACCAAGGACUCGGGAUCGAGCACUAAAACGAUGUCCUACGACGACCUGGAGAUAGAGGACAUGGAGUGGAACGAGCAGCUGCAUAUCUGUCCUUGUCCAUGCGGCGACCUGUUCCAGAUGACUAAAGAGGACCUUAUACUCGGCGAGGUGAUCGCUCGGUGCCCUAGCUGUUCUCUUUACAUGACCGUAGUCUACAGCGUUGAAGACUUUGUCAAGGAUUGCAGUAAGCCCAGCAACGGACCACCCAUACAAGUUGCUUGACCCAACCUCACUUCCUCCAAAUGCUUGGACUGCAGAUGUCGAUAGAUGCGAGGUUACCUACAAAAAAUAGAACUGAAUGAUCAAACUAGAGAACACAUUGACUAAGGUCUUGUGGCUAUUUAUUGUCAGUCAAAGGACACUUAAACCUGGUCACAUAGGAUAACAUGUGGGUUGCCAUGGAGUUUGUGGACAAUUAUCAGAUAAGCAGUAGCAACCAUGGAAGCGGUGUAAGGAUCAGUGAGGGCAACCAAAUGAUCUUAGUGUAGUGAGUUUGUCUACAAAAGUAGAAUAGGUUGGAGGGUGGAAUGGAAUUCUUUAAAAUUAAAUUGUAAUGAAGAGGUAAAGGUUUAACCAUUCCCAGGUAAGGCAUGGUGGAGAAUAAGAAGCUUGUGAAAUAGAAGAAGCUUUUGAGCCAAGUUGGAAAAUUAGCAGAACAUGCUCAAAGGAGCAAUUCUUGUAUCACCUGCUGCUUUGCUGGAACGGUUGACUAGCUUGCUUGGAUCCUUGGUAACCAACUGCCUGUGCUGCCGCCCUUUUGUACAUAAUUUAUAGUACGUAGCUUACAUAGCCUAGCAAGGCAUGCUAGGAAAUUUGUUGAAACCUUCUACUCCAAAAGAUACUUUGUCACCUAAGGUGUUUGGUUAAUAAAAUUCAUGAUGGACUUUUGGAGAUGAAGUAUGGAAAUAAAUGACUCUUUGAUUGCUAUUUGGUGAUUUUUAGUUAAUAAAGAAAUGCUUAUUUAGACAAAUUAAUCUGGCCGCUAGUUCAUGGUUGGGGAAUCGUUUGCCCCCACCUUCCAUGAUUUGCUCCUACCAGGGGCCAUGUAAUCGUAAUAAAAUCCAACUUGUUUCACUCAUUGCUUGUCAGAAGCUGUUUGGAAGGCCCAUCCUAAUUAGAGAUCUCUUUCUUAUGUUUCUGUUUGUUAUUUUGCAACUACGAAAUAUUCUCCUUUGUCUUUCUUUCUUUUUUCUUUUGAAAUAUAUCCUACUUUGUCUUUUUUAUGGGGGCCACCUUUAGAUUUUGCAGUUAACUGCAUGGUAAAGAUGUCAUUGCCUGCUUAUAAUUGAAAAAGACAUGCCUCUAAUCCCUAAUAAUUUACAAAAUUUUCUGUUAACAAAAACUCAUACUGAAUAAAUAUUAAUAUCUAUAUUAAUUUACCUGAUGGUAAGGUAGUAAUUUUCUCUUUGAUGAUUUUAUUUUUUAAAAAUAAAAAGUAUAAAAAAUAUAUUAAAUCUCAGGCACCAAAUAGGUGUCACCUAUGUGCAAAAUCAUUUACAAGUCAAUAAGUAUAUUUAUAAAAUUUCCAAAGUCCUUUAUGUUAUAAAUAGGAUAUCCUAAAACCAAAGAUCUCAAAUAGUGUUACCAUCUGUCCCGAAUUUUAUUAAACUCUUCUUUUAUGUUCUCAAAAAUUCUACUAUUUCUCUCUUUCCAAACCACCCAAAAUGUUGUAAGCGGAAUGCAAUUUACAAUUUUCCUUCGCUUACUAAUACCCUCCCAUGCCCAAAUCUCAUUUUUUAACCAAGCAGCAAUAACCCACCUAAUCCCCAAUAAUUUAUAAACAAUAGUUCGUAACUUAUAUACCACCGGACACCAUAGUAGAAUAUGAUUACAGGGCUCCACUUUUCUCUUACGCAGAAAAUAUCCAUUUACCAUAAUUUUCCCUUCUCAUUGGUUUAUCAAUGGUUAAUAUCCACUCUCUUUCCGCCUCCCAUGCAAGAAACACAAUUUUUGGAGGAGCAUUCACUUUCCGAAUCUGCUCGAACAGAAACCUGGUGCCACUCUCAGCUUCAUUCCCAACCUAUUGAUUAUACUAGGACUUGACUGUGAAUUCUCCUUUCUUCUUAAAUUUCCAAACUCGCUGAUCCCUGUUAUCAUUCAGAUUCAACCUAGAAAGUAAGUGGAGCAAUGCCUUAUAUUCUUCAAUUUCCCAAUCAUUAAGAUUUCUAUUCACAUAAACAUCCCACUCUCUGUUACCUCCAUCAUCCCUAUAAGUCUCCUUAGCUGUAAUAUUCUUGAAUCAUGCAAUGGUAAAGAUCUUCAACCAUUUCAUAAAUAUAACCCAGUUUCACCAUCUCAUUUAUGAUAUUAUGUGGCUUUCAAAGAUCUCAUUUAUUUUCCAGCUGUGAUCUGUUACUAAUAUUGGACAAAUAGUAUUCAUAGAGCCAUCACUAUCAUUACCUUAUCUAAAAAAAAAAAAGGCCAUCACCAUCACUACCUUAUCUCAAAUCUACAUGAAGCUGAUAAGCUUCAUGUAGAUUUGAUAGUAUUCAUCCAAAUUGAAAUGUGAAAUCCCAAACAGUAGAAGUUUCGUGUGGCAAGGUCUCUGUACAAGUGUAAAUACUACAUAUAUACAUGAAGUAUUCGUGCUGAUUAAUCUGCUAAGCACAAAUCAGCAUAACCAAAUUCUUUUAUUCACCUUUGCAUAACAAACCACAAGCUGAGAUGUCUCAACCUGCUUCAGAGCAACCCAAACUUUUUCUUCUGUAUCAAAUGGAUGAUAGCUCAAAAGAUUCCAUUCAUCUUUUGGUAAAUUAGAAUGCAGCCAAGGUAUAUUUGUCAAGCUUACUGAUGAUAAAAAGGACAUCCAGAGAAAUGUGGCGGACUAGUUCUGCCCAUGAUAUUUAGAUGAUAGAAGAGUAGCAAUAUAGUUCCAUCGUCAUGUCAAGGAAAGAAAUGACUGUUCUUUGUUUCUCAACAUAUCUCUGUUUCUGUACAUCUCUGCCUUCAAUUAAGAAAUACUUUCUAUGA